GUAUGUCAUCUCCUGGGUCAAGCUUGCUCGGUCCCAGCUCCUGCCAACCACCUAGCGGUUCAAAAGUACGUCAAAGUGCAAGUAGAUAAAUAGGUACCACUCCGGUGGGAAAGUAAACGGUGUUUCCGUGCGCUACUCUUGUUCGCCAGAAGUGGCUUAGUCAUGCUGGCCACAUGACCCGGAAGCUGUACGCCGGCUCCCUCGGCCAGUAAAGCGAGAUGAGUGCCACAACCCCAGAGUCAGUCAUGACAGGACAUAAUGGUCAGGGGUCCCUUUACCUUUAAGAGACAUACUGUAUGUUUCAUGAUAUAUGCAAGGCUCUGCAGAAAUAAAUCUGAGGGGCAGUCUAAAAUCAAUACUUUUUAAACUUGACGGUUAAACCCCAUUUGUCAAAUUUUCAGAGUUUCUUUUCUGAUGAUUCUCUGACACAGAUAAUAUUGGCUUCCUGAAAAUCAUGGUUUGCUCGUACGCCCUUUAGAGGGCGUAGGAACAUAAACCUUCCAAGUCUAAGAACACUGAAAAGCCAGAAGGGCCAAUCUGGCCCAGUAUCCUGUUCUUAUAGUGGUCAUCCAGAUACCCGGUAGGAAACCCAUGUCUGAUACCUAAUUUGCAGUUUGGAGGAGUUGAGCAUAGUGAAUACCACAUGAUGGUAUUGCCUUGAGGCAGCCUGGCAUUUCUCUUUAUUGAAUGUCGGCCAGCUGAGGUGUUGACCCACUCCUAGCUUUUGCAUGCUUGACAUGCCAUACUUUCGUUGCAGAUAAAUGGCAUUGCACUAGAUAAUAAAUCACUGACUGAAUGUGAAGCCAAAACAACAGAAGUCCACUUUCUUUUUUAAUAUUAAAAAUAACCUUUAUUAUACAACAAUUAACAUAUAAACUUAAACAGUACAUACAAUAUAUAUACCUACAUCAACAUAAGCACACCCUAGACGUUAACUUAACAUAACACCCCUUUUAACUUCCGAUUCACCUUAUUGAACUUUUUACAUUUUGUUAAUCGAUAUGCAUUUCAUUAUUGUUUUAUUUUCCCAUUAUUUAUCGAAAAAAAUUGUUAUAUACUUUUUCUACGUUUCAAGAUUCCGUCUAAGUCUGUCAGGGGAUUUGCAUUAUCACAAUAAUUUCUAAGGUAUUCUUUAAACAUUAUCCAGUCUUCACUAAAUUUCUGAUUUGAAUUUCCUCUUAUUGUCCCAGUCAUUUUUGCGAGUUGUAGAUACUCUAUCAUUUUUGCUUGCCAGUCCAUUUUGGUGAGGAUAUUGUCGCCUUUCCAAUUCUUUGCUAUUAAGAUCCUAGCCGCUGUGGUUACGUACAUAAACAGGGGUCUGAGAUUAUUAUUUUUUAAUUUCCCUGGACAUAAUAUCUAACAAAGGCUUCAGGUGUUGUUUUAUUAAUGAGAAUUUGAAGAUCUUUUUAAGUUCAUUAUAUAUAGUGUCCCAAAAUUUUCUUACCCUCUUACAUUCCCACCACAUGUGCCUACCCUGGUUUUACAUCUCCAACAAACAUCUGAACUAUUCUUGUACAUCUUGACCAAUUUGGCUGGGGUUAGGUACCACCUGUUUAACAUCUUCAUCAUAUUUUCUCAAAGACUGUAACAUGCGGUGAACCUUAUGUCUACCCUCCACAGCCUUUCCCAUUCAUUCAUUCAUUCAUUCAUAUACUGUGUCCAACAUCCUGAGCCCAACGUACCAUAACUGAUUUCCCCUCCUCCUCCUUGACUUCCCAGUCGAAGAGGAGGUUAUACAUCUUUGGUAAAUAUUUCCCUUUGGGCUGAAUGAAAUUCUCUUCUAACUUUGAUGUUUCUUGAGCAAACCCUUUUUGUUCACCCAUGCCUAAUAUUUCAUUAAUUUGGGAGUAUUGAAGUCAAUCAGUCAAAUGAAAACAAAUUUCUUCAAAAAUUUUUAAAUUCAAUUUGUUGUUUUUCUCUUCUAAUAACAUCUUGUACAAUGCCCAGUUUCCCUUCGUAUUUUUCUUCUUCACACCUAACGCGUCUAUAGGUGAAAUCCACUGGGGGGUUUUGGGUUCCAGUAGUUCUCUAUAUUUACUUCAUAUUUUAUAUAAAGAUUUUCUUAUUAUAUGGUUUAGAAACCCUUUGUGGACUUUCACCUUAUCAUAGGCUAGGUAGGUGUGCCAACCGUAGCGGUUAUCAAACCCCUCCAUGUCCAGCAAGUCUGUAUCUUUUAGUAUCAUCCAUUUGCGGAUGCAGGUCAGCCCUGCUGCCUCAUGACAUAGUUAAAGGUCCGGUAAGGCAAAAUCUCCUCUCUCCUUCCGGUCUAUAAGCAGUUUGUGUUUUAUUCUGGGCUUCUUCCCAUUCCAAAUAAAUCUUGCAAUGUCUCUCUGUCAGCUUUUAAAACAAUUCAUUCCCCCUAGGACCGGAAUGGUCUGAAACAAAAAGACCAUUCUCAGCAGGACAUUCAUUUUCACUAUUGAUAUUCUACCCCAGAAGGAGAGAUGGAGUCUACUCCAACUUUCUAAGUUUCUCUUUACUUCGUUCCAAGUUUUCACAUCAUUAUCUUGAAAUAGAUUAAUCCAUUUUGCCAUUAGCCAUAUGUCUAAGUACUUGACUUAAAAAAAAAGUCCAGCCCUGUAAUUUCCUGUAAUUCAUUUUAUUCAUUAAUUCCCAUAUUUUUAACCAACAAGUUGGUUUUCUUAUAAUUUAUUUUAAAUCUGGACAUGUGUCCAAAUUCAUUUAUUAAUUCCUUUGCUUUUGGGGUGCUUUCUCGGGUUAUCGGUGGUUAAUAUUAGCUAUUCGGCAUAAGCGCUUGCUUUAUAAGAUUUCUCUCUGACCACAAUCCCCUUUAUUUUUUCCUCUUUCCUUAACAACAGAAGUCUACUACAGAAGUCCAGAGGCCUCGGACUCCUAGGAUGGGCGUAGGAGCCUUCUUAUAUUUCUCUCAGCCCUCCAAAAGGGAAACCAUUUCACUGAUGAAGGUGAGUGUUGAAGGGGAUGGGAGGUAAAAGGAAGUAAAAGAUGCACCUUUCAUUUUAAAACAUGGGCUUACUUGCAUCUGUGCAUAGCACAGCAGUGGCACUUGGCCCAAGAUAAUGAUCAACAUUGCUGCUGCAGAAACAGAAAAAUUCUCUGUGUACAAAAAGCCAAAACAACGGAAGACCGUCUUUGAUCUGACUCCUCCUAAGAUGGACUACCUGUCUCCCAAUCAGGUCUUGGGACAUUUGCCCAAAUGACUUUGGUUUUAAAAGCAUGGAAGAGCCCAAAAUGAAAAGGCCAAGGCACAAGUCUGCUCCUGCUUUGAGACAUAAUAAUAAUAAUUAUUAUUAUUAUUAUUAUUAUUAUUAUUAUACCAUGCCCAUCUGGCUGGGUUUUCCCAACUAUUCUGGGCGGCUUCCAACAAAAGAUUAAAAUACAGUGGUCUGUUCAACAUUAAAACUUCCCUAAACAGGGCUGCCUUCAGAUGUCUUCUAAAGGUCUGGUAGUUGUUCUUCUCUUUGACAUCUGGUGGGAGGGUGUUCCACAUGGUGGGUGCCACCACCGAGAAGCCCCUCUGCAUGGUUCCCUGUAACUUGGCUUCUCGCAGUGAGGGAACCGCCAGAAGGCCCUCGGUGCAGCACCAACACUUUGAAUUGUGCUCGGAAACGUACUGGGAGCCAAUGUAGAUCUUUCAAGACCGGUGUUAUGUGGUCUCGGCAGCUGCUCCCAGUCACCAGUCUAGCUGCCGCAUUCUGGAUUAGUUGUAGUUUCCUGGUCACCUUCAAAGCUAGCCCCACGCAGAGCGCAUUGCAGUAAUCCAAGUGAGAGAUAACUACAGCAUGCACCACUCUGGCGAGACAGUCCGCAGGCAGAUAGGGUCUCAGCCUGCGUACAAGAUGGAGCUGGUAAACAGCUGCCCUGGGCACAGAAUUAACCUGCGCCUCCAUGGACAGCUGUGAGUCCAAAAUGACUCCCAGUCUUCGCACCUGGUCCUUCAGGGGCACAGUUACCCCAUUCAGGACCAGGGAGUCCUCCACACCUGCCCGCCUCCUGUCCCCCAAAAACAGAACUUCUGUCUUGUCAUGAUUCAACCUCAAUCUCUUAGCCGCCAUCCAUCCUCCAACCGCCUCCAGACACUCACACAGGACCUAAAUUAACCCCUGUGCCUAUUCCUAAUCCACCUCAUUAGGUAGAUAUGGGAACAUGAAGAGUGGGUCCUGGCACAUACUUUCCAAAGAGAUUUAUUUGUGUGGCGUACCUUUUCUGCAUCAAGGCAAAGAGCAAAAGAAAAAGGUGAACUGGUUUUCCCAGGUCUAUGCUUAAGAUCCCGGGAAUUGGAAGUUGAAAUGAAGUGGAACGUUUGUGGGGCAGUUCCACAUGUGGUAGUUGCCGUUACGAGGAAGCAGAACCCCAUAAUGCAGGAGUGGCCCAUCAACAACCUGUAGUCAAGAUCCAAGGCACUUUAUAUUUGAGCCCUUGGCUGAACUUCCAAUUUCUAAUCUAAUUAUGAUAGAUUAACUCACAGUUCCACUUGUAGGGUGGGAUGCAUCAAACUGUAAGCAGAAGCUAUCCUCCAUUUUGAUAUUACGUCUUACUGGUUUGCCUGUAAAUAGGAAUUUGUAUACGUUGGGAUGCAUUGGCAAGCCUGAGCACAUGCGCUGAAUAACUGGAAAGCCCUUGUUGCUGUGCGUGCCAUGAAACCUGCCGUGUGCCUCUUUAAUUUGGUGGCUGACCUCAGGUGUGGUGGAAGACACUGUCCCAUCACCAGUGUUGAAAGAAAACUCAAUGUCUAGGCCAAUCAACAUCUGGAACCCCUCUGUGAAUCUAGAUGUCGGUCAUCCCUGCCAUACCUGAUACCAGAAUAAUGACUUUGGGUUGAAAGAGUGUGUGAUUCUGAACUUUCCCCACAGGUACAAAAAUGCACACCAGGAAGUGGUUCACGGCCGUAUAUGAUAAGACUUGGUAAGUGGCAUUUUGGAUUGGAUGGGAUGGGAAGGGUCCCGUUUUUAAGAACAAAAAGGCUGGAGUAAGGAGUGUAGAACCCUUUCUUCCAAUGCUUUUCUCCCACCCAGUUGCGCACGGUUCCACUAUCUGAGCUCAGCAGAGGAGGAAAGCAUUUGGGAGAAGGAUAGCAGGGAGGGGACAAUGGUGCCCCACUCCUUACCCAUGCAUUCCUUUUGGUUUUUUAUUCUUUAAAAAAAGAUGUCCCCCGUGAGAUUGAUAUAUCUCCAUUUAACUACCAGAGGAUGCAGUUAGAUUUGUCUCUGAAAUAAUAAAGCUUGUUCCAGAGGAUCACUUUAUAUUACUUACAGUAGAAAUCUUGCAGAUAACUUGAAAUUCAGGGCCUAAAGGACUUUCCCCCCUCUUUCUUAUUAAGCCUGACUUUUUCCUUUUGUAUUUUAAAGCAGGUUCAUCCAUAACCAUAAAAUAUAAAAAAGAAGGUGUGAAAAUACCCUGGACACCCAAAUACCCCAAGACUGGCUCCAAUAGGGGUAAUAUAUAUAUUUAUAUUAUUUCUUUUUUGGGAAUUACUGCAUGAAUGGAGAGUUUUGUGUUCUAGCUAGUAGAUUUUUGUCCAUGUUUAGGGCAGGGUACCCUCCCUCCUUUUGGUGGGGGGGGGGACACAUUUGGAAAUCUAAGAAUACUAUUUAGGAAAACCUUUCCGUACUUAAGUAGGUCAGUAAGUUUUCCACUUACAGAGCAGUCAGAUCAAAUUGUCGAGAUUUUAUGAUGGCAUUGAUUUUUUCUUCAAAGUGGUAAUUAAAUAAUAUAGAAUCAGUAAUGGUAUUCCUAUCCACCCUGACUUGAACUCGACAAAUAUCUUGCGCUACAGAUCCAAUAAAUCUGGGGGGGGGGGGGGCGUGUUCAAAUUUCAAAAAGCAAUAUGAAGUUAAAUGGGGAAAUCUAUACUUAUUUCCUCAGCCAGAAUGUGCUGCUGAAUGCAUGUGUCUUCCUCCUCCUCCUCCCACAGUUUAA
Podarcis lilfordi (Lilford's wall lizard) is the source of this 5898-nucleotide messenger RNA. The record is from the annotation of a GenBank genome assembly. Lineage: Eukaryota; Metazoa; Chordata; Lepidosauria; Squamata; Lacertidae.